This is a messenger RNA of Manihot esculenta (cassava), 1276 nucleotides long. Its product is annotated as protein IN2-1 homolog B. Bases 99 to 1025 code for a protein of 308 amino acids. The record is from RefSeq and is a predicted model, not a curated record. Gene Ontology annotation, molecular function: glutathione transferase activity. NCBI's taxonomy places the organism in Eukaryota, Viridiplantae, Streptophyta, Magnoliopsida, Malpighiales, Euphorbiaceae. The transcript has 10 exons.
AAAAAAAAAAAUUGUUGUGAAUGUGGCCGUAAGUAAUUCAUCCCGUCCCUUUGGACUCUUAACCAACAAUCCAGUGGACUCUGAGAAGCUAACCAGAAAUGGCGGCAUUGGCAGUUAGCUACUUCAAUGUUUCGUCACCACUGACGUCUUCAAGGGAUCUUUCUACCCAUUUCUCUUUCUCUUUCAUCUCCAACAGUUCUGCUAGCUUCGCAAACGUUAAAAAUCCCAUCAAAUUACACUCUCAUUCACUUCAGUUUCAUCAAGUUGCUUCCUUUCUGAGGAAAUCAAGAGAUGCACCAGCACCCACAUCGGCUUCUAUGGCUACUGGUUGGAAAGAGGAUCUCCCGCCAGCUCUAACUUCUACUUCAGACCCACCUCCUAUAUUUGACGGAACAACCAGGUUGUAUAUAUCGUACACAUGCCCAUAUGCCCAGCGUGUGUGGAUUACUCGCAACUGUAAGGGAUUGCAGGACAAGAUAAAAUUGGUUCCUGUUGAUCUGCAAAAUAGGCCCACCUGGUAUAAGGAAAAAGUCUACCCUCCUAACAAGGUACCUUCACUGGAACACAAUAAUGAAGUUAAAGGAGAAUCUCUUGAUUUGAUCAAGUACAUUGACAGUAACUUUGAUGGGCCAUCACUUUUCCCUGAUGAUACUGCAAAGAAAGAGUUAGCAGAAGAGUUAUUUGCCUAUACUGGCUUAUUCAACCAAGCUCUAGUUUCCUUGUUCAAAGGAGAUGCAAGUGAAGCUGGUACUGCACUUGACUUCAUCGAAACUACUCUUUCCAAAUAUGAUGAUGGACCCUUUUUCCUUGGCCAGUUCAGUUUGGUGGAUAUUGCAUAUGCUCCAUUCAUUGAAAGAUUUCAGCCUGCCUUGUUGGAUUUAAGGAAAUAUGAUAUCACUGAAGGCCGGCCUAAUCUAUCUGCUUGGAUUGAGGAAAUGAAGAAAAAUGAGGGUUACAAUCAAACCCGGCGAGAUCCAAAAGAGCAUGUUGAAACCUACAAGAAACGGUUUUUGGCUCCUCUCUGAACUCUGCCUCUCUCUCCAACUAUGAAAUCUGAUAAUUGAAGUCAGAAUUUUCCUACUACAGUUAGGAAGUUAUACAUUUACAUCUACAUAUCUUCUUCCUGGGAAGUAUUAUAAUUUGACGAGAUUUAUCCCAUGUUUGAUAUAUUUUUGUUUUAGAAUCAUGUAGGUUUGCAACGCCAGUGUAUUCUGAUAUCAAUAAGCACUGAUUCACACUUCUCUGUUAUCAAUGUGGUUGGCUAUUUGGAUGGACA